This is a messenger RNA of Nematocida minor, 552 nucleotides long. RefSeq names its product serine/arginine-rich splicing factor 4/5/6. Gene Ontology annotation, cellular component: nucleus; ribonucleoprotein complex; cytoplasm. Bases 1 to 552 code for a protein of 183 amino acids. Gene Ontology annotation, molecular function: mRNA binding. The transcript has a single exon. The record is from RefSeq and is a predicted model, not a curated record. Lineage: Eukaryota; Fungi; Microsporidia.
AUGGAGAUGCAGCUGUACAUCGGUGGGCUGAAAGAGUUCUCGCAGGAAAAAGAGAUAGAAGAGUAUUUCUCCAGAUACGGAAAGAUACUUUCUAUAAAGAUAUACAGCUCCUACGGCUUUGUGACAGUGGAUGAAGAGGCAGGGAAGAAAAUACUGAACGAUACGCACGAAAUCAACGGAAAUCGGCUCAUUAUAGAGGCAGCAAAGGGCGAAAGACCGGUAAAGCCUGCAUACACACGGGGGCCUGUCUUUGGGCACAGGCCAAAGGUACCGCGCCGUAUUUCUCGGCUCAUUCUGGAGAAUCUUCCGCAGAACUCCGACUGGAGCGAGCUGAGAUCGUUCAUUCUAAUGAGCGGGGCGCGACCCACCUACCUACGAAUUCUUCCCUCUGGCGAUGGGCUCCUGGAGUUUAUGAACAGACACGACAGAGACACCGCCCUGGAAAGGCUGAACAACCAAGGGUUCCACGGCAAAAACAUAACAGCCAGAUUUGGAAGAAAAAGAUCUGAUAUUGUAGCAGGGCACAGCAACACUACAUCCCCAGAGAAAUAA